GAGUCCAAGCUCCGCCCCUUCCGGUUUCCGGGAAGCAGGAGGCUCGCAGCCUUCCUCCGCCCGCACCGCUGCCAUGGCGCUCCUGCGCUCCCGUGGGCGCGCGCUUCUAUGUCCCCGCGUGGCCGCCCUCGCGGUCCGAGCCAGUUCCUGGUGGACUCACGUGGAGAUGGGACUCCCCGAUCCUAUUCUGGGGGUGACAGAGGCCUUCAAGCGAGACACCAGCGCUAAGAAGAUGAACCUAGGAGUUGGGGCUUACCGAGAUGACAACGGGAAGCCCUAUGUCUUGAACUGUGUCCGCAGAGCAGAAGCCCAGAUAGCUUCUAAGAAGAUGGACAAGGAAUAUUUGCCUAUUGCUGGGUUAGCAGAUUUCAACAAGGCAUCAGCUGAGCUGGCUUUGGGAGAAACAAAUGAGGUUAUACAGAGUGGCCGGUAUGUCACUGUGCAAACAAUUUCUGGAACUGGGUCUUUAAGGGUUGGAGCCAACUUCUUGCAACGAUUCUUCACAGCUAGCCAUGAUGUGUUCCUCCCCAAGCCUUCCUGGGGGAAUCACACCCCCAUUUUCAGAGAUGCUGGGUUGCAGCUACAAAGCUAUCGAUACUAUGACCCCAAAACUUGCGGCUUUGACUUUACUGGGGCUUUGGAGGACAUUUCUAAAAUUCCAGAAAAGAGUAUUAUUCUAUUCCACGCCUGUGCUCACAACCCCACCGGAGUGGAUCCUCGGCCAGAGCAGUGGAAGGAACUUGCGGCAACUGUGAAGAAAAGGAAUCUCUUUGCCUUUUUUGACAUGGCCUAUCAAGGUUUUGCCAGUGGGGACAUAAACCGAGAUUCAUGGGCUGUCCGGCACUUCAUCGAACAAGGCAUUAACAUAGUGCUCUCUCAGUCAUAUGCAAAGAACAUGGGCCUGUAUGGGGAGCGUGUGGGCGCUUUCACUGUCAUUUGUAAGGACUCGGAUGAAGCCAAGAGAGUGGAGUCCCAGCUCAAGAUCCUGAUCCGCCCCAUGUAUUCCAAUCCACCCAUCAAUGGGGCUCGGAUAGCUUCUGCUAUACUCAACAGCCCUGAUCUGCGAAAGGAAUGGCUGGCUGAGGUGAAGGGAAUGGCCGACCGCAUUAUCGGCAUGCGCACCCAGCUUGUGGCCAAUCUGAAGAAGGAAAGGUCUUCCCAUAACUGGCAGCACAUCACUGAUCAGAUUGGCAUGUUCUGCUUCACGGGACUGAAGCCGGAACAGGUGGAGCGGUUAACCAAAGAAUUCUCCAUUUACAUGACAAAGGAUGGCCGCAUCUCUGUCGCAGGAGUCACAUCGGGCAAUGUUGCCUAUCUGGCUCACGCUAUCCACCAAGUGUCCAAGUAAACAGGGAGGAUUGUCUGGAUGGCUUUGCACUCUCCGGCUUGACUGGGGGAGGAGGAGAAGCAGGUAGAAUUAGCAUUUCCCUAGCUGUGUGUCUGCCCUCCCCCCCCCCCCCCCCCCCCCCCCCCCCC
Python bivittatus (Burmese python) is the source of this 1476-nucleotide messenger RNA. It is a transcript of the gene GOT2, whose product is annotated as glutamic-oxaloacetic transaminase 2. Gene Ontology annotation, cellular component: mitochondrion. The record is from RefSeq and is a predicted model, not a curated record. Gene Ontology annotation, biological process: biosynthetic process; L-aspartate catabolic process. Gene Ontology annotation, molecular function: L-aspartate:2-oxoglutarate transaminase activity; pyridoxal phosphate binding. Lineage: Eukaryota; Metazoa; Chordata; Lepidosauria; Squamata; Pythonidae.